Molecule: messenger RNA, 1956 nt
Organism: Zootermopsis nevadensis
Lineage: Eukaryota; Metazoa; Arthropoda; Insecta; Blattodea; Termopsidae
Biological process (GO): spindle assembly
Cellular component (GO): HAUS complex
Source: RefSeq, a predicted model, not a curated record
AUUAAACAAUCUUCAAGCCAUUUUUUUAAAUCCGUUUAUCCAAUUCUGGGUUAUAGGCUCAAUCAGUAAUUUGUAAGACGACUGGUAGAAGGCAGCACGGCCUCUUCGGUUGACACAUGCGAUAACCAGACGGACUAACUGAAGGUACCCUUAUGAUGAUUUUCGCUUAAGCUGAAACGUAAAUAACACCUAAAAACUGUGGUUUCCUUCCGAAUCUUAAAGUACAUCGCAUGAAAUUACCACGGAUCACAAACAUAAGUCCAGAUACAAGAUAUGGAAUAUAAAACAUCAGUUUUCAGAGGUUUGCCUUUGAAAAUUAAAACAGAAGCCUUGGAUAACAGUGAAAACGUGCUCAAACCUACAGUGAAUGUAACAACAGAUAUCGGUAAAGCAAAGUUGGAAAAACUGUCGUCUCUGAGAGCUGAGGUAGAUAAAGCAUGUAGUAACUAUUUCCAGCAUCGGCUUCUGUUAUCUGCAGUGAAAGAGGUCGCUUGUGAAAGUGAUUCUGAAUUUCCACUGAUUACUCAGAAAGUUCAGCAGAUUAUUGCAUCACAGAAGGUGGCAAAUAUUGCAGAUCUUAACUUUGGGAAGAGUGAUCAUCUGCAUGAAUCCUUGAUGGUUCUUGGAUUGGAAGACAGUCAUAAAUGUGGUUCAAGGACUGUGCUGUCUUAUACUGAGAAGAUUAACCUGAAGUCUGUGGUAGAGGACAAACUUCUAAGGAAUUGCUCCAGAAUUCAGAACUGUAUAUGGAAAGGAGGAAAGGAGUUGCCACAAAAAGUAAAAAUCCAUAAGAAUGUUGUUACUUCUGACAGAUUUGAGCUAGUUAGAUCAACAAGUUCACAAUUUAAACAAUCACAUGAGAACUUAGUGGCAGUCAUAAGCCUUAUAAAUGAACUGCUUGACAUGCGGUUGACAUUCUCAGAGACAGUCAGGACAGAAGCAGUUCCAUGGUUUGAAGCCAAAUGUGAAAGUUUGGAACUUGAAGCAAAAAUUUUGGAGCUACAAAUUUUGGUUCACAUGCUCAGUGAGAAUCAAGAUAUGCCUGAAGCAAUGAAAAGAAUUGAUGAUUAUUCACAAAAACUCUAUGAAGAAAUGAAGUCAGAACUGGAGAAACUUAUGGAUGAUGAAAAAACAUAUGAUAAACUUACUGGCACAGAAUAUGAUAAUGUUGUAAAAAAGUAUAAACAAUGCAAGCAAGAGUUAAAUUACAAAACAUGGGUGCUGAAUGAAUUGUCAUGAAUAUGUUUAUGAUAGUUUAUUGAAUAUAAAAAUAUAAUUGUUCUCUGUAAAGUUUCCUUCCUGUGGAAAUGAAAGUUCUCUAAUCUGUUUUUGAAUGAUUGCUGCAACAUUUCUCAUACAGUUUGUCAUUUAUGUCAUUUUACGUUACUGUGGUGUGGUCCCUAUGACAGUACUAUUAACUGCAGAAAAUUGCUACAGUUUUAUAUAUGUUAAUUUACAAUAGAACAGUGAUGCAGAGGAUGAACAGAAGAAGUGAAUAUGCAAUCACUUUUGUUCUCUUACAAUUUGUACAUUUCUGAACCAGUAAUAUAGAUACAAAGAUGGCUAUCUGUUGGAUUGUACUGCCAUGUAGUCUGGUGAUGAGUCAUUACCUUGAUGAUGAAGGCAGCAAGGUACUCUUAAAUGUUGGUCAACAUUUACCAGACCACACAGUGCUACAACCCAGAAGACAGUCAUCUUCAUACCCACUGCCAUGAGAACCUCAAAUCCUGCUUAAUAUGGAUAUAUUUAGAGUUUGUAACUUUUUUAUGAUUGUAUAUGUAUGACUUUUUCUAAAUCAAAAAUAUGUGAUUGAGUCAGCCUAGAAACAAUCAACGUUUUUAUAUAAUUUAUUUUCUAGCUGCUUGUCUAGUGUUUAAGGUAUCCUCACCUCAUAUGUCAAUUUAGAAGGCAGGCUAGUGUAAAAAAUAAAGAAUGAUAGGAUAAUUCUGCACAUAA